GCCUCCAUUUUGUUCGCGGACGCUGGGGACUGUGGGAGCAGAUCCAUUUCCGGGUUGGCCAAAGGGGCGGCGGCGAGAAAGAGAGCUUGCCGGGGGGCGACCAGGACAGGACGAAGCCGGAGUGUAGGCGGCAGAGGAUUCGCUCCCAGAGCAGCUGCGGCCAGGUCGGAAAAAGGCCGGGGCGGCUGGGUAUAUGAAUGACCUAAAGGUACAAAUAAAGACGGAGAGAGAACAGUGCCAACUGGGAGCAGGGCAAGAAUGCCAAUUCCUCCUCCCCCGCCACCCCCACCUGGUCCUCCUCCACCUCCCACAUUUCAUCAGGCAAACACAGAGCAGCCCAAGCUGAGUAGAGAUGAGCAGCGGGGUCGAGGCGCCCUCUUACAGGACAUUUGCAAAGGGACCAAGCUGAAGAAGGUGACCAACAUUAAUGAUCGGAGUGCUCCCAUCCUCGAGAAGCCCAAAGGAAGCAGUGGUGGCUAUGGCUCUGGAGGAGCUGCCCUGCAGCCCAAGGGAGGUCUCUUCCAAGGAGGAGUGCCGAAGCUUCGACCUGUGGGAGCCAAGGAUGGUUCAGAGAACCUAGCUGGUAAGCCAGCCCUGCAAAUCCCCAGUUCUCGAGCUGCUGCCCCAAGGCCUCCAGUAUCUGCUGCCAGCGGGCGUCCUCAGGAUGAUACAGACAGCAGCCGGGCCUCACUCCCAGAACUGCCCCGGAUGCAGAGACCCUCUUUACCGGACCUCUCUCGGCCUAAUACCACCAGCAGUACGGGCAUGAAGCACAGCUCCUCUGCCCCUCCCCCACCACCCCCAGGGCGGCGUGCCAACGCACCCCCCACACCUCUGCCUAUGCACAGCAACAAAGCCCCCGCCUACAACAGAGAGAAACCCUUGCCACCGACGCCUGGACAAAGGCUUCACCCUGGUCGAGAGGGACCUCCUGCUCCACCCCCAGUCAAACCACCUCCUUCCCCUGUGAAUAUCAGAACAGGACCAAGUGGCCAGUCUCUGGCUCCUCCUCCUCCACCUUACCGCCAGCCUCCUGGGGUCCCCAAUGGACCCUCUAGCCCCACUAAUGAGUCAGCCCCUGAGCUGCCACAGAGACACAAUUCUUUGCAUAGGAAGACACCAGGGCCUGUCAGAGGCCUAGCACCUCCUCCACCCACCUCAGCCUCCCCCUCUUUACUGAGUAAUAGGCCACCUCCCCCAGCCCGAGACCCUCCCAGUCGGGGAGCAGCUCCUCCACCCCCACCACCUGUGAUCCGAAAUGGUGCCAGGGAUGCUCCCCCUCCCCCACCACCGUACCGAAUGCAUGGGUCAGAACCCCCGAGCCGAGGAAAGCCCCCACCUCCACCCUCAAGGACGCCAGCUGGGCCACCCCCUCCUCCUCCACCGCCCCUGAGGAAUGGCCACAGAGAUUCUAUCACCACUGUCCGGUCUUUCUUGGAUGAUUUUGAGUCAAAGUAUUCCUUCCAUCCAGUAGAAGACUUUCCUGCUCCAGAAGAAUAUAAACACUUUCAGAGGAUAUAUCCCAGCAAAACAAACCGAGCUGCCCGUGGAGCCCCACCUCUGCCACCCAUUCUCAGGUGAAGCCUGGCUUGGUCCUGUUCCUCAGGAAAAGGAUGGACCUUCUCUUCUUCUCAGAUGGUCCCUUCCAUUCCCCUGAAACCUGCAUGAGAGCUCCUAACAUGUUUCUCCAAUGCAAUCAAGCCCUAGACUCCAAAUGUCCUCUCAGCUCACCUCCAUCUAUGCAUCUUAUCUCUGGAUUUGGUGAUCAGACUCUAUAUUGACAGUAGGAUCUCAAACCCUGCAUCCAUCCUUCCUCCAGCAAGCCCUGCUAGCCACAUGAGGAACAAGUUUCCGUGUCUUCUGCCUUCCUCUUGGGGAAAGGUGCCUUGUUGUGAUGAAUUAACUCACUGUUAGGGCAGGGUGGAGAAUGGUACUCCUUCCUUCUCCUGUCCACUGUGGGGGAAGCUUGGCAGGUAUAUUAUAUUUCAUCAUUUAGGAGGCUGGCAUGACCAGGACUUAUGGGUGGGAGGGGAGCAUUUUUAGUGAAGCAAGAAAGGAGUUUGCCAAGAAGUGAUCUGUUUUAAAGGUCAUAUUUGGAGAAAGGGCAAGGAAUUGGGUCUGCUUUAUUUUUAGGGGUAUUUUGUUUUUGUUCUCACCUGCUGCCCCUCCCCCCUACCACCCCAGGGAUAAAUUGGAUAUAAACACUAAAUACUAAUCAGUUGAACUUAACAUUUAAUAAAAAGAAAGGGUGAAAUAAACUGAAGACCAUUUUAGAACUAGUCAGUUCUCUGCAGCAAAGGGAACAGGAGCCAUUUGAACCCUCUGGGACCCCUCACCCCACUGCUUCAGGGUGCUAGGCUGAGGGAUGUUUUUCCUCCCCCUUACCGCCCAUGCCCUUGAAAGAAAAGUCACUUUUUGUGGAGGGCAUCAUUCAUUCCUGAUUCACAAACCCCAAAAACCUCUGGUGGGAGAUAGGAAGAUGGGGCGUGGGCCUGGGCCUUAACCUCAAUCUUGUGUCCGCCUCAGUCUUUUCUGACUGGCCCUGAAGUUGUCAGUGGCUCUUUCUGUCCUUCAGCCCCUGGAAGGUGCUCCAGGAUAACAAAGAAGGGCAGGUUGAAGCCCCUCAUGGAAGGAGCUGGCUUUGUGGGGCUGCAAAGGACUUUUAAGUCCUGCCUGUACUGAAGUUCACAGCCCACCUGACUGAGCAGACUCUUCCUGUUCCUUUCUCUACCACCCUUGCCUUCCCAGGACUGCACGGUUUAACACAGCAGAGUACAGAAGGGUGAAGAAGUGAGCAGAGGCUUAUGAAGAUAUUCAGAUACUCUUCUAUGCCAGGAAGCACAAAGACUUUGUUGAGAUUUGCCUCAGUUCAGUAGAUCUUCCUUGGCAGCCAGCCAUAGGUUGUUUCUUUGUCUUCCAGGUCCUAAAAAGCACAGAGAAAAUGGAGGUCCCCAGUCUAGGUAGGAAGCUGAUUGGACGAGGACUUCUUUUUUUCCGACGGCAGGAUGGGGCUCUUGGGCUCCACACACCAGAUGCUUUGGUUUUCUACAACUGUUGCUAUGUGUAGAGGGUGCUCAGAGCAUGGCAUGAGAGCAAGGAGACCAUGGCUACUCUUUGAAAUGGAUGGGGAAAAUUAGCUUAAAAAUUUAAUCACACACAUCACAGGCUUAAACUGUCUUAGGGACUUUUCCAGUUGAUUGGAUCACAGGCUAGGGAUCUGUGCAUGGUGCCAGGUGAAACCCAAGUCUCCCCAGUGCUAGGUGAGGGAGGGCUCAACAGGGGUAAUGUGUAUGGGGUCUGCCGUCCUUUGCCAUCCCCUGGACCAUAUUAACUCUGGGACAGACCAUGAUUAGGUCUGUCACCAAACUUUUCCUAAUCAUUUUUUAUGUAUCAUUCUUCUUUCUAAUCUGUUAGCAGUUAUCUCCCAGAAGUAUCCCUAGCAUCCUGAAGCAAACAGAACUGCCGGGCGCUGUGGCUUACGCCUGUAAUCUCAGCAAUUUGGGAGGCCGAGGCGGGCGGAUCACCUGAGGUCAGAAGUUCGAGACCAGCCUGUCCAACAUGGCGAAACCCCGUCUCCAUUAAAAACACAAAAAUUAUCUGGGCGUGGUGACAUGUGCCUGUAGUCUCAGCUACUGGGGAGGCUGAGGCAGGAGAAUCGCUUGAAUCCAGGAGGUGGAGGUUGCAGUGAGUGGAGAUGGCGCCACUGCGCUCCAGCCUGGGUGACAGAUUGAAACUCCAUCUCAGAAAACAAACAAACCAAACAACUGAGAGAGGGGAUGCUAGUGGAGGGAAAAGGAGAGAGUACAAGAGUUGAUACUGCAGCAGAGUUCCAGGGCAGAUGCUGACAAGUGACUGAACUUUGUGAAGUCUUCCCAUUUAUUUUUGAAAUGGGAGUCGAUGCCUUUUGUACGUUAUCAAAGUGUUGGUUUUUUUUUUCCUCCUUUACUCAGACAUAGAGCAUCAGAAUAUCACGAGUAAAGCCAAACCCCAGCUUUUCACUGGGGCUGAUAUCUUCCUCCCCAUGGCCCACUGCCCCCUCAUAUUCCCCAGCACUUGGACUGUGUCACAUGGGUGUUGAUUGUAUACUUGUUGUCUUGGCCUCAUGCAAAAAGGCCUGGGUCUAGAUCUAGUCAGAUGAGUUUUUUUUAGAGCAUGUUGAUGAUACAACACCUGUUUAAAUGUCUUUGCCUUAUAUGUUAUUUGGUCCCGCUGUUAAUAAUAGAUUUAUUACUAUGUAUAUUUACUAUUGAAGAUGGGAAUGUGAUCUGCAUAGUUAUCAGUCUAUUUUGUAUGUUGUAAAAAGCUUCUAAUUUAGGUUUAAGGUGGGCUGGCUACAAGAGCACUAAAACUCACCUUUUAAACUGCUCUUUUUAUCUGCUUGUGGGAAUGUCGUCUCUUUCGUGGAAGAUUGGGUGGUCUCAUGUUGAGGCUGUUGCCCAGUCCCAUUAACUCCCUUGUCCCCCAACGGAAGGAAGAGACAUUGCCCAGCUAAGCAUCAGGAAGCUGUGUUAAAAGCCCUUGUAUGGGUUUGGUUUUGUGAUGUUUUUCCCUAAUGGGAAAAACUUUAUAGUUGUUUCUUACUGCCCUGUCUGGGAAGCAGGGCAAACCUCCAGGUUUUUAAAUGAGCUAGAUGCCUCUCUUCCCCUUCUCUGGUCACUGAACCUGGACCAAAGCACUUUGAUAUUCCAGGUGUGAUUUUCUCUGUCACGGGGAUUUGCUCCACUGCAGAGCCCCAUCAUUUUCACAGCGUAGGCCAACAGAGUGAGAACCUAGGGCUACCCUAGCUGAUGGAUGUGAGGCUGCUGUCUACAGGAGCUCAUCCCAGCCCUGCUCACUGGCAGUGGCAAGGAUACUCGUCAUCGGCCAUUGCACUGGGGAACUCUGUCACCCCAUGGCUUCCCAACUUGAAACCCAGAUUUACCUCCAGGGAGAGGUGAGAAAAAAAUUGUAAAUAGACUUGCUAAAGAGCAACUCAGGGUUGGGGUGUGUUUUAAUUCUCCUGAUCACUUGAAAUAAUCUGUAGGCUGAGUGCUUAUGGGGGUGGGGGAGAAGGGUGACUCCAGGGUCCUUCCCUUUUGUGAAGCUCUGGGGGUGGAGUGUGGGCAUCUGAGGCCCUAUGAUGGCACUACAUUGAGCUGUCUGCCCUUCCGGAAACCCAACCUGCAAUCAACUGCAAAUCAAAUUCUUCACAUUCCAGCUACAGUCUUUCUUUCCCCAUUGAAUCUCAGUCCCUGGCCAUGUGGUCAAGGUGGCUUUCUGUUAAGCUACCCUAAUUUCGGGAAUGGGAGGGGAGAGAGGAGGGCCAUUACAACUCUGCCUUCAAGACUCAUCUCUUAAAAACAAAACGAAACAAAACUACAACCACCAUCAAAACCACACGCAAAAAAAAAAAAAAAAAAAAAGGAUAACUUUAACCGAAGGAAGGGUUUGGUUCCAUUCAACUCCACAUUCAUUGUGCCUUUACUUGCAUUAGAUUUCUGUGCUUUCUUCCUCUCCCUCUUUGAAGCAAUUAAAAUCUUCCUUGAUAACUGCUGUUUCUUUCUACUCUUGUUUCUGGCAGUUUAGUGGGUUCCUUCUGUAGUUGUCUUAAAUCUCAUUCCACUGGUGGCAAGAUGGGGCCUAGCCUUCUUUUCUCAUGUCUAAUCUUUUCCUUUCUCUUGGUGCCCUCCAUGGAAGUCACAGUCAACACUGAAUAAAUGACUAGAAUGACACGUGUGCGUGCGCACGCCCGCGUGUGUGUGUGUUCAUCUGUCUGCAUGUGGAUCAAUUUCUGUUAGAAAAUAAUUUAUUGUAUGAUUUAUUUUGGAGUUAUAUUCUGAUUACAGUGCUCCCUCUCCCAAAUAGCAUUGAUUUUUUCUCCCCUCUAAAAUGUAUAAUCUGGUCUCAGGUUGGAUUCUUUGGUACAUUUCUUUCUUCUGGAUGCCGUGCAGCUUAAUUAAAACCUUGCUUAAAAACAAAAAGUGAAAA
Messenger RNA from Gorilla gorilla gorilla (western lowland gorilla), 5967 nucleotides. It is a transcript of the gene WIPF2, whose product is annotated as WAS/WASL interacting protein family member 2. The record is from RefSeq and is a predicted model, not a curated record. The transcript has 8 exons. NCBI's taxonomy places the organism in Eukaryota, Metazoa, Chordata, Mammalia, Primates, Hominidae. Gene Ontology annotation, molecular function: actin binding. Bases 259 to 1581 code for a protein of 440 amino acids.